Molecule: messenger RNA, 1646 nt
Organism: Pseudogymnoascus verrucosus
Lineage: Eukaryota; Fungi; Ascomycota; Leotiomycetes; Thelebolales; Thelebolaceae
Exons: 1
Coding region: 235-1335 (366 amino acids)
Molecular function (GO): NADPH dehydrogenase activity; FMN binding
Source: RefSeq, a predicted model, not a curated record
CCAACUUUUCGCUUCGCGAGCCGGUCAGGACGAUUAUCCUUUGCUUACAAAUUCAAUCCACACGCCAUGAGUAAUGAUAAAAGAAAAGAAUUAGGGUAGUUGAUAAUGAUUAUUAAUGAACAUUGAAGUAAUCUCAAGCCCCCUUCGAUAAAGAGAUGUCGACGAGUACGAGCACUUACCUUCUUUAAAAAGGACGUCCUGGCAAAAGGGUUAUCGACAUUCCACAUCGCCGCCAUGUCACCACCACUCUCCUCGCCCAUGCGAAUCGGCAAUUCGGAGCUGAAGCACCGUGUUGUCAUGGCACCCUUGACCCGAUACCGUGCCGAUGAGAACCACGUCCCUCUGGAAAUGGUCGUGGAGUACUACGCACAACGGGCUUCAGUUCCUGGAACUUUAAUCAUCACCGAAGCCACAUUCAUAGCACCAGAAGCGGGCGGCUUCUCCUGUGCGCCAGGUAUAUAUAACGAUGCUCAAGUGCAGGCGUGGCAGAAGGUCACACAAGCCGUCCAUGCACAGGGCAGCUUUAUCUAUUGUCAGCUUUGGGCUCUUGGUCGCGCAGCAAAGGCUGAUAUUCUCAACGCCGAAGGAUACAAGGUUGUGUCUAGCAGCAACAUCGCGAUGGCCAAGGACGCAGCAGUUCCCGAGCCACUAGACGAGGACAGCAUCCAGGCUUUUAUUGGCUACUACGCCAGCGCUGCCAGACGGGCCAUCGAAGCUGGCUUCGACGGCGUUGAAAUCCACGGCGCUAAUGGGUACCUGGUCGACCAAUUCUUGCAGGACAAGUGUAACAACCGCACUGAUGGGUGGGGCGGCAGCAUCGAAAAGCGCGCGCGCUUCGGCAUCGAAGUAGCUGCUGCGGUGUCCGCAGCCAUAGGAUCGCAACGAGUGGGCUACAGAGUAAGCCCCUAUAGCCCCUUUCAGGGCAUGAAGAUGGACGACCCAGUGCCGCAAUUCUCGUAUCUGGCUACGGCGCUAAAGAAACUCGACAUUGCUUACCUGCAUGUUGUGGAAUCGCGCAUCUCAGGCGCGGGCGACAUCGAGGGUACCGAACAGGUGGACUGGCUGAUUGACCUCUGGGGAAGCGGCAAUGCCAUCAUCCUCGCGGGUGGCUUCACCUCGGAGUCAGCAAAUGAGGCCAUUAGCAAACACAUUGACAAGAAGAUCGCGAUUGCCUUUGGUCGCAAUUUCCUCGCCAACCCUGAUCUGCCGUUUCGGAUUGCGGAGAAGCUGAAGCUGAAUAGCUACAACCGGGCCACGUUCUACGUAGAGCAGUCCCCUAUAGGAUAUACCGACUACCCUUUUAGUCCGGAGUUCAAGAGUGCCGGUGCGGCAUAGAAUGAAUAGUUUUGGGAAAGCCACAUAUUAAGUUUCUGUGAAGGUAUGAGAACUUGUAGACACCCUUAGAAAACGAAAUACCUCUGCCUUCUUGUUAUAGGGAUCUUAUAUACGAGUGGUCCAAUGCCAGAUUGUUUAUAAAUUCAUUAUCAAACACACGUGUUCGUACACUCGAAGGCCAUCUUACUCGGCCCAUAAAACCGAUAGUGGAUGAGCCCUUCUUGGCUCCACGUGGUAUAUAAAGUAUCAUCUGGUCUAUCCUGUCUCGCUUGGUCGCCUAGAAAUAUGUAGUAAACUUAGGACUCCCUCCA